AUGAUUGAUAAUCUCCAGCGUAGAGAAGUCUUUUCUCCAGUCUCAACGCAAGUUAACAUUAUGUCGCCAAAAUCAAAUGAGUCAAGUCAGUCGGUGGUCGACGAGAAGACUAAACAACAACCGCUAAUGAAUAACUUCCAGGGACGAAGGACAGAUCAACGCAUUAAAAUAAUUAAUGAAAAGGUUUCUGUUUCGUCAAACCAGAUCAAUGGUGCACAUCAAACUCGACGAUCUAGAAGAUUUAGUUGA
Molecule: messenger RNA, 249 nt
Organism: Adineta ricciae
Lineage: Eukaryota; Metazoa; Rotifera; Eurotatoria; Adinetida; Adinetidae
Source: the annotation of a GenBank genome assembly